AAAUCGACUUAAAGCCUCCAGAGAAGUAGAAUCUGUAGACCUUCCAAACUGCCACCUGAUUAAAGGAAUUGAAGCUGGCGCUGAAGAUAUUGACAUACUUCCCAAUGGUCUGGCUUUCUUCAGUGUGGGUCUGAAAUUUCCAGGACUCCACAGCUUUGCACCAGAUAAGCCUGGAGGAAUACUAAUGAUGGAUCUAAACAAAGAAAAACCAAGGGCUCUGGAAUUAAGAAUCAGCCGUGGGUUUAACUUGGGUUCAUUUAAUCCACAUGGCAUCAGCACUUUCAUAGACAAUGAUGACACAGUUUAUCUCUUUGUUGUAAACCACCCGGAAUUCAAGAAUACAGUUGAAAUUUUUAAAUUUGAAGAAGAAGAAAAUUCUUUGUUGCAUCUGAAGACCAUCAAAGAUGAGCUUCUUCCAAGUGUGAAUGACAUCGUAGCUGUUGGACCCACACAUUUCUAUGCCACCAAUGAUCAUUACUUUUCUGACCCUUUCUUAAAGUAUUUGGAAACAUACUUGAACUUGCACUGGACAAAUGUUGUUUACUACAGUCCAAAUGAAGUGAAAGUGGUAGCAGAAGGAUUUGAUUCAGCCAACGGGAUCAAUAUUUCACCUGAUAAAAAGUAUCUCUAUGUUGCUGACAUAUUGGCUCAUGAAAUUCAUGUUUUGGAAAAACACCCUAAUAUGAAUUUAACUCAAGUGAAGGUACUGAAGUUGGAUACACUGGUGGAUAAUUUAUCUAUCGAUCCUUCCUCGGGGGACAUCUGGGUAGGCUGUCAUCCUAAUGGCCAGAAGCUCUUCGUGUAUGACCCGAACAAGCCUCCCUCAUCAGAGGUUCUCCGCAUCCAGAAUAUUCUAACUGAGAAGCCUACGGUGACUACUGUGUAUGCCAACAAUGGAUCCGUUCUGCAGGGGAGUUCUGUGGCCUCAGUACAUGAUGGGAAGCUACUCAUAGGCACUUUAUACCACAGAGCCCUGUAUUGUGAACUCUAAGUUACAUGUUGGGUAGGCAAGUGUGAUCAUUUCUCUUAACAAUUAAUUUUCUAUGAAUUGCUAAUACUGAGAGCAUAUUGAUCCAGAAAUGUAUGGCAUGUGUAGUUAAUUUUAUUUCAGAAUGGAAAAGCCCUUUCAGUUUUAUAGUAUUUUCAACAUAAAAGGAAAAUGAAUAUAUAUAUAUAUUUUUUUUGAAAUGCCAAGCAAGGAAGAGAGAAGAAAACUGCUUCCCAGUAAGGUGAAUCCACUUUGCACAAAAUAAACCUCUUCUUUGCCUUCCAACUUCCAGACCUUGCAUUCCACUGAAACAGGGUGACUUCUAUUUCCUUUAAACAUGAGGGACCUCAGCUUACCAUGGUGACCACUGUGAUGGCUUGGGACUACUAAUAGAUAACACGUGUUGGUGUUUUGUAUUUAGGUCUCUGUUUACUACUACAGAAUUAGAGUUCUAUUAAAGACUAACUGAAAUCCGA
Tupaia belangeri chinensis (Chinese tree shrew) is the source of this 1464-nucleotide messenger RNA. RefSeq names its product paraoxonase 2 (gene PON2). The record is from RefSeq and is a predicted model, not a curated record. Gene Ontology annotation, cellular component: extracellular region. NCBI's taxonomy places the organism in Eukaryota, Metazoa, Chordata, Mammalia, Scandentia, Tupaiidae. Gene Ontology annotation, biological process: response to toxic substance. Gene Ontology annotation, molecular function: arylesterase activity.